UUUAAUUUUAUUUUUAAUUCCAUGUAGCAAUGUCAUCUGGGUGGCUAUGGACUUUAAUAUUUACAGAAGGAAUGAUGGGAAUCAGUUGAAAUGGGGUCCUAAUUCAAACUUCAUUAGAUAAAUUAAUCUAUAGUCAAAAACUUCAAAAAUAAAAUAUAACAAGUGGUACUCAUCAGCAGUUUAAAAUCUUGUUUCUCCAAAAGCAUUUUCAAGGUCGAUAUAUUUUCAAGUUGUGGGAUUGAUCUACAAGGAUGGACAGAAGGCUGCUCCAGGUUUGUUGGACAGGAAAUGUUGACAACUUUCUAAAAUUGAUCGAAGAUAAUCCUCGUUUUCUCUACACUUCCGCGUUAGAAAAUGGAGAAACUCCUUUACAUAUUGCUUCUAUGGUUGGCCACUUUAAUCUUGUGAAAGAGAUCAUGAAAUCGAGGAAAGAAUUUUCCCAAGAACUCAACGAAGACGGUUUGAGUCCAUUGCAUAUUGCCUCAGCUAAUGGGCAUGUUGAGAUUGUGAAGGAGCUUUUGAAAGCAGAUCACAAACUCUGCCUAGUUAAAGGAAGAGAAAGAAGAAUUCCCCUUCACUAUGCGGCAAUCAAAGGCAGGGUCGAUGUGAUAAGAGAAUUGAUUUUAGCUAGUGCAGAUUCUGUAGUAGACGUGACAGCCCGAGGAGAGACAGUUCUUCAUUUGGCUGUGAAGAACAACCAAUUUGAAGCCUUCAAAGACUUGGCGGAACAUCUCAAGAAAUUCAACAAAGAGGGUGUCUUAAAUAGGAAGGAUGACCAAGGGAACACUUUCUUGCACCUUGCAGUUUCAAAAAAACAGUACGAGGUGAUUGACUUGGUGCUUAAGAAAAAUGUUGUCUCUAAUGGGGCAUUAGAGAUCAAUUCCUUGAACAAGAAAGGUCUUACAGCUCUUGAUGUUUUACUCUUUUUCCAAAGCGAAGCAGGCGAUAGUGAAAUCGAGGAGAUCCUUAGGCAAGCCGGAGCUAUGAAGGCAGAAGAGUCGCACUCUUUAACACAACCUGGAAUGAAUCAAAAUCAAGCAAUUGUUGCAAUUAACCCUUCGAGUGACCAAUCAACACCGAAUCGUCAGCGUCAAUCUCCUGCUAAACGGUUGCUAGACUACUUCAAGUACAACAUGGAUAGAGAUUCACCAAGCGAAGCACGACACACCAUGCUUGUGAUAGCUGUACUUAUCGCAACAGCAACUUAUCAAACCGUGCAUAGUCCUCCAGGCGGUGUGUGGGCCGAUGAUUCCAUGUCUAGCAACAACAAUGUUUCUAAACCACAUACAGCAGGACAAGCAAUCAUGGGUUCUAAAAAUUGGGUAUCUUAUGGUUUGUUCAUUCUAUUCAACUCAAUUGGGUUUUUUACCUCUCUUCAAAUGAUCUAUUGCCUUACAAGUGGAUUCCCUUUGCAAUUGGAAUUGCAUAUUGCAAUGUUUGCCCUCAUAGUAACAUAUGAUACUUGUAUGGCUGCCAUUACAUCGAAUGACAAGUUGUGGAUAUUCUUUACUGUUAUUUCCUCCCUCUUACCACUACUGAUACCGAUUGCAACCAGGGUGGCAAGGAACUAUCAGAAGAAGGCAAGGACUGCAGUAUGGCCUAGAAAUCAAGAAAGUGUGUAAAGUGAAAAUGUUAAUCUUCUUCUUCUUCUUCUUCUUCUUCUUUUUGUUCUUUGUGUGUGUGUGUGUGUGUGUGUGUGUGUGUCUACAAAUGUGUGUAUGCUACAAUAAAAAUCUAUUUAUUUUGAAUUGUUACUUCUAUUGUCUUGAUAGAUACUAGUUUUGGAAGAACUAUAUUAAGUUCAAUCGGUGAAAGUUAAAAGAGUACUGUCAUUCAAUUUGCUUUGUUAGGCCAAGUACUAUUUAUGU
Molecule: messenger RNA, 1868 nt
Organism: Camellia sinensis
Lineage: Eukaryota; Viridiplantae; Streptophyta; Magnoliopsida; Ericales; Theaceae
Source: RefSeq, a predicted model, not a curated record